GUCGAUUUAUUUUGUCCUCACCUUCUGGUUUUUCAGGACUUAUGACUUAUAAAUAAUAAAUAACAGGCAUACCUUUCCUCCUUUCAGCUACCGUACCGGCACCACCUUCCCCUCCUGGCUCUGGUUCAAGUCUUUCCUGCGUCCACAUAAGAUUCCUGUGGGCUCCUGUGAGCUGUUCCUGCAUCCAUACUCAAGUCGAGUCCUGAAGAGGCCUACCGUAUGUCAUACAUCAUGUACGAUCGAGAAGAGGUUGAGCUUGUUUGCUUCAUUGGACCAGAUCUAGCUAGCUAGCUACCAGCUAGCUAGCUACCAGCUAGCUCUUCGUUGCUCGAAGCCUCUCCGGAAGCUGGCACUUACUUACUUGCUCUGACCUUGCAACUAACUAAAACGUCGAUGGGGAAUGCAUGAAACAAAUGGCCUUCUAAUUGGAUGCUCUAACCUUCUCUCACCUCAGCGAUCAACUUUUUCAGAACUUCUACAAGUAGUGAGUCUACAACCACACCAACUAUCCAGAGCAUUCCAUCCAAAGUUAAUAUCCCAUUCAAAGAAGAAGAAGAAGAAGACAAGAUGAGCAGCAUCUUUGACGAUGAAGAAGAAGAGCACUCUCAUCAGUCUCUGAUUGAGAGACAAUCGUCUGUGGGAGGAGGCUCCGAUAAAGGAGAGGAUAAUACCCCCACCAACCCGAGCAAUGGGUCGGGUGCAGCCUCGGAUGGCGCAUCCCGAAGCAUAUACAGGACCAAGCUCUACAUGGCUCUGGUGUUGACGGUCUUGGCAACGGUGAUUGCCAUUCUUACCCACAGAUAUGCGAGUAGUUUGGAUAAGAGCAAGUUCGAACAGCAGUUCCAGGAUGAUGCCCAAGAGAUUAUCAAGAUUUCUCAGAACAACGCCUUCAAGGCAUUUAGCACUCUGGAAGACUUUAGCCGCACCAUUACUUCUCUUGGCAACUUUAAGGCAGGCAACGAGAGCUUUCCUCUACUGACAAUCCCAGACUUUGAAAUCCGAGCCAAGUACUUUCAGGAGAUGACUGGAUCGUCUUGGAUGACUUUUAUCCCCUUGGUCGACGAGGAAACACGUUCUGCCUAUGAGAACUACACUCUGGAGAACCAAGGUUGGGUGCAAAAGGUCUACGAAGCUUCCUCCAACCUCACUAUAAACAUGCCACAUCCAGUGCCGGGGUCCAUCUGGCGGUUCCUUCCCAAUAAUGAUCCCGAAACCAGUGAAGUAGCUCCUUUUGUCAUUGCCCCUGACCUGUACAAUAUGCCGCCACCAGGGGAGAGCCUGCAUCCCUACUAUCCUCUCUGGCAGACGUAUCCAGCCUACGAAGCAGUGGGCAUUCCCAUGAGCACUUGGGUUGGUUUCAAUCUGAUCAGUCUUCCAGAUUAUGUUGUACCCAUUUCCAGCACCACACAGAACCGACAUCCCAUUAUGGAGGCAAUGCUCUUUGAAUCCAUCUUUACUGUCACCCCGGAGGGUCAAGUGCCCACGCCUGAAAGCAUUGUAUUCCAGCCCAUCUUUGAGCGCAACAAUGACCCAACGGCCGACAUUGUGGGCUUUCUCAUGGUGUAUCUACCGUGGGAUGCUUUUUUUCAAAAUAUCCUGUCCGACAGUGGUUACAAUUUGAUUGUAGAGGUCGAGAACACUUGUGAUCAGACAGCAUCAUUCCUUCUGGAAGGAUCCAAGGUCACAACCCUCCCUCGAGCAGUCGAGGCGGAACAACCAGGAAACGAGACUGAGAGUUCUUCAGCGGAUGAUCAAGACGAAUCGUCAAGUGACGAGGAACAUGAUGACCAUCACGAAAACGUCCCGUACAUUGAUGGUCGCUAUGUGGUCAAGUCCGAGUUCGCAGAGUUCACCCGAUGCAGUGGAAACUAUUGUGACAGCGCUUGCGACUUUCAAAUCCACAUCUUCCCUCAUCAGAACAUGGAAGGUGUCUUUCAGUCGUCUACCCCGGUGUUCUUGACCAUUGCGGUCGUGGUUCUGUUUGCGUUCACCUCCGUGGUUCUAUUCCUCUACGACUACUUGAUUCAGCGCCGAAAUGGCAAGGUUAUUGACACGGCCAAGAAGAACAAUGCCAUCGUCGCCAGGUUGUUUCCAUCGCAAGUCCAUGAUCGGCUCAUGAAUCAGGCAGAGAUGGGUGGAGCAAGUGCGGCGCGCAAACGAACGUCUGGGAGCGUCAUGGCGGUCAUUCCUUCCGGAGCCAGGUUCAAGCUCCAUUCCUUCUUGACGACAAGCAGCAGCAACGGUCCCUCGGAUGAUCGACCAGGCCAUCCACAGGGCGAUAGUUUGGCUGACUUUUUUCCAGAGUGUACCGUCAUGUUCGGUGACAUUAAAGGGUUCACAGCUUGGAGCUCUGUUCGUGAUCCCGUGCAAGUUUUCACAUUACUGGAAACCAUUUACGGAGCUUUCGACAAGCUCUGCAAGAAAAGAAAGAUUCUGAAGGUCGAGAGUGUCAAGGACUCGUAUUUGGCAGUUUGCGGAGUUCCAACCCCACGAGAGGAUCAUGCUGUCGCCUUGUGUCGCUUCGCGUCCGACUGUAACGACCAGAUGAACCGACUGGUUCAAUAUUUGGAGAAGAUGUUGGGACCCGACACUUCAGCACUGUCGAUGCGCUUUGGUGUCCAUAGCGGAGCCGUCACGGCUGGUGUUUUGAGGGGAGUUCAAAAGGCUCGCUUCCAGUUGUUUGGCGACACAGUGAACACGGCUGCUCGGAUGGAGUCGACUGGAGAAGCACGUCGAGUUCAUGCCAGUGAAGCAACAGCGCAGCUUCUUCGACAGCGUGGAAAGGGCCAUUGGCUCGCGCCGAGAGAAUCGGCUGUGGAGGCCAAAGGCAAGGGCCGCCUCCAGACGUACUGGGUGACCCCCAAAGCAACCGAUGCGAGCUCGACCGCAUCAGGCAGGACUAGCGACGCAUCAUCCUGGGGUUUUGAUCAACACCUCCAUUCAUCCACCUCCACUAGUGCCAAGUCAAGGCUCAAUGGGAAGCUCCAACGCAUCGUGGAAUGGAACACUGAAUUGCUCCUAAGGUUGCUGAAGCAGGUUGUAGCCCGCAGAAACGCCACAACCUUUCCAGGAAAGGGUUCGGGACCGGCUAGGGGUAUCAAAAGGCUCCCUGGUGCAAACGUUAUAGACGAAAUGACUGAAGCUGUCAGGCUUCCCAGGUACAAGGCCAGCAAGGCACCCGUGAACGCCAAUGCCAUUGAACUACCGCUCGAGGUCGAGCAGCAACUGGAAGAUUACGUUGCCACCGUUGCAUCGAUGUACCACGCAAACCACUUUCACUGUUACGAACAUGCUUCACAUGUCACCAUGAGUGUCUCAAAGAUGAUGUCUCGAAUCGUUGCUCCAGAGAUUGAAACAGCUGUUUCAGAAGAUAUGGAGGCCAACGAAUAUGAAGCCAAGCUCCAUGAUCACACAUAUGGCUUGACAUCUGACCCAAUAACGCAGUUUGCCAUUGUACUGUCAGCACUGAUCCAUGAUGUCGAUCACCCGGGUGUGCCCAAUGCAACCCUGGUAAAAGAAGGCACCGAGGAAGCAGUCAAGUACAAAAACAAGAGUGUGGCAGAGCAGCAUAGUGUGGAUCUAGCGUGGGAUCUCUUGAUGAGUGACAAGUACAAAAAAUUGUGUGGUUGCAUCUACAAAACACAGGCAGAAUUGGAACGCCUCCGCCAGUGGGUGGUAACUGCUGUGAUGAGUACCGACAUUGUCGACAAAGACUUGAAAAAACUCCGCAACGCCCGAUGGGACCGUGCCUUCAGCGACGAGACAACCACCCGAGCUACUUCCACAUUGGACCGCAACAUCAAGGCAACCAUUGUUGUGGAGCACAUCAUCCAAGCCUCCGAUGUUUCGCACACAAUGCAACACUGGCAUGUUUACUUGAAAUGGAAUGAGCGGCUGUUCCAGGAGAUGUAUCAAGCGUACAAGGAAGGGAGAUCGGAUACGGAUCCUUCCACAUUUUGGUACCAAGGUGAACUUGGAUUCUUUGACUACUACAUCAUUCCAUUGGCCAAGAAACUAAAGGAAUGUGGAGUCUUUGGUGUUUCCAGUGAUGAGUAUUUGGACUAUGCUCUGGCCAACAGGAGAGAAUGGGAAGCCCGGGGCCAGGAUGUUGUCAAGCGAUACGUGCACACCCACGCGGAUGCCGACGCCGACGAGACAACGACGCCCAAUAGAAGAGCAUCACUUGAUGGGACGGAGGAUGAUGGUGUGGAGUGCUGAUGAUGAGAGAGAUGACUGUUGAAUCAUGUUAUUAGUAAAGACAAUGAUGAUAAAUCUAGCUAGGGUGCUUCCUGCCC
Seminavis robusta is the source of this 4295-nucleotide messenger RNA. The record is from the annotation of a GenBank genome assembly. Lineage: Eukaryota; Bacillariophyta; Bacillariophyceae; Naviculales; Naviculaceae.